This is a messenger RNA of Bipolaris sorokiniana ND90Pr, 1263 nucleotides long. RefSeq lists its product as uncharacterized. Gene Ontology annotation, cellular component: cytosol; cytoplasm. The transcript is spliced from 3 exons. Gene Ontology annotation, biological process: secondary metabolic process. The record is from RefSeq and is a predicted model, not a curated record. NCBI's taxonomy places the organism in Eukaryota, Fungi, Ascomycota, Dothideomycetes, Pleosporales, Pleosporaceae. The coding region runs from base 8 to 1207 and encodes 399 amino acids. Gene Ontology annotation, molecular function: carboxy-lyase activity; hydrolase activity.
CAUCAAGAUGAGGGCUAUUCAGAGAUCAUUUACCCUGCUCGGAUGGGCAGUUGCAUUCGCUACUUGUGUAAGCGGUUCGCCCAAGAGAUAUGAACCCCCAGAUGUCAUUCACUCCAUCGCCCAACGCGCUAAAGCUGACUUGAUUGACCUUGGGGCUGUUCCGGGUCUGGAUCUAUCUUCUACACUUGAAAGUAUAGCUUCCACAUACGCCGAUGCUGUCACGUCAAAGCUCUCAGCGCGGGCUGUUUCCAAUCUCACUGGACUCAUCGACGUUCAUGCGCAUUGCGUACCAGAUUGGUACCGUGCAAUUGUUCCCAGAACCGGCGGGAAUCCCACACCAUCAUGGAAUGUAACCGGACACCUCGACUUCAUGGCCAGCCAAAGCAUUUCUCAAGCCGUCCUAGCCUUCUCUGCACCGGGUGCAAAUGUAUACCCAGGAGAUCAGGCCGCCACAAUUGCACUUGCGCGACUGAUCAACGAACAAUCUGCAGCAUUUGCUCGGGCCUACCCAGAUAAAUUCACAUUUUACGCUGUCGUCCCGCUACCAUAUACCCCAAAUGCCAUCGCUGAAGCUACAUACGCGCUCGACACGCUCGGAGCCGCUGGUAUUGCGCUCUAUUCGAACUUUGAAGGGCGCUAUCUUGGUGAUUCUGCUUUCAAGCCCUUCUUCGAAGCAAUGAACGCGCGUGGGAGCAGCCAAAUUAUAUACGUGCACCCCACGACACCGUAUAUACGCGUCAACGGCACAUUGAUCGAGGCCAACCCGACUGUAUACCCUACCGGAAACAUUGAAUUCUACUUCGAGACAGCGCGUAUGCUGGGGGACCUUGCCGUUACACAGACCUUGCUGAACUUUACCAACAUCAACUACAUUAUUCCGCACGUUGGUGGUGCGUUUCCUUCGGUCGCCGAUCGGCUUUUGAAGUCAUUCCCAGCAAUUUACGAUCGGACUAUGAACGUCCUAAAGACACGUUUCUUCUGGGAUUCUGCAGGCCCAACGUACUUUCACCAGGUUGGAGGACUCCUGGCUUACGAUAUUUCGACGACAAAUCUCUUUUUUGGGACGGAUUUCCCGUAUGCACCAAUUUUUACGUAUGGCCCAUCGUUGAUUGGUAUUCAGACGUCGCCGUUUGUCACGAAUGCUGAGAGGUCUGGGAUAUUUGCUCAGAAUGCGCGAAGACUGUUUGGCGAACGUAUUCCUUUAUAGGUAGCUUUGAUGAUAAGGUAUGAAAUUCCAAUUUACAGUACAUGAUGUACCUCGCG